ACGCCAUCUUGUGGAUAAUUCUGGUCUAUUAGGUUCAUCAGGCCGUCAACGUGACUUGGAAUAGGCCAUGUAUGGAUUUAAUGUACAGUGUUGUCUUUUGAGUAAAUUGGAUGAAACUAAUACACAGCGUUUUUAAGUGGAAAAUAGAGGGUGGGGCAACAACCCUACUUUGCACAGAUGCAAAACCGGAAAACACAAUUUGACAUAAUGCGCUAUUUAACACAGGUGAUAAUCGGACUGCGCACAUAGCCUACCUGUUCUCCUCAAUGUGCUAAUUUGGUUAGCUAGUGUCUGCUCCUUCCUCCUGCUGCUUUCAUGUCGGAUAGUCCUCUCAGAAAAAUGCUUGACAUCCUGAAAGUCUGUUCUUGACCAGAUGAAACACCUGGAGGAUGAGAACAAAAAGCUCGACACGAAGCUGAAGAUCCUCAAGGAGCAGGAGGCCUACGAGGGGAAAAUCGACGACAUCGCCAAGCAGCUGGAGAACGACAUGGAGCAGCAGAUCGAGACCUUGCUCCACGACCAAGAAAAACUGCAUGCUGCACUGCUCAAGAACCAGGAGGAGGUGGAGGACACCAAGAAGAGGUAUGAGGAGGCAUUUCUGAAAAAAUCAGAACUGGAGAAUGAGUUUAUUGUCAAGAAACAGGAUGUAGAUGAAGGUCACUUGGAGGCAGUAGAUCUGGUUCUGGAGCUGGAGGACCUGAUUGGAAAACUGGAGUUCCUCAGGGUUGGCUAUGAUGAGGAGACCAAGGAGCUGGAGUCGCACGUCCAGAAUGCGACAGUGGUCUUACGCGACAACAGCAAACGGUCUCUGGACAUGGACGAGAUCAUCGAGAGUGUCAAGAAUCAGUAUGCCAACAUGGCCGCCCGCAGCAGGGACGAAGCCGAGCAGUGGAACCAGAAAAAGAUGGAUGCCAUGGUCUUAAAUGCAGGACAGCGUGAGCAGGAAGUGCGUGACUUAAGGAGGGAGAUCUCAGACCUGGUGCGCCACAUCCAGAGGCUCAACGGGGACCUGGAAGCUCUCAUAAGGAAGGAAGAGUCCCUGAUGAAGAACAUCAGUGACAGGAGGACAGAAGGCGAAGACAACCUCCUGAAGGCUCGGGACGACAUUUCCCAGCUGGAGGAGGCCUUGAGGCGGGCCAAGCAGGACUUGGCUGGACUGAUCCGCGAACACCAAGAGCUGAUGAACCUCAAGUUGGCCCUGGACAUCGAGAUCGCCACCUACCGCAAGCUGCUGGAGGGCGAGGAGCAGAGAAUGAACUUCCAUAUGCGCCACGCAGACGUUCACUUGCCAGAGAAGCACCACCCCCCAGAGAAGCACCACCCCCCAGAGAAGCACCACCCGCCAGAGAAGCACCACCUGCCAGAGAAGCCACAAGCCCGGGCACCCACCGUUGUCCCGGCAGAUACAGCUGUCCCGGCGGUGUACCCCGCCUUGAAGAAACGCCUGCUGAUCCGGUUGGAGGUGGAGGCGGGCAGAGUAGUGUCCGAAAGCUCCCUUUAUACUGAAGAUUGACUGCCCAUCACACCGCUGUCUGCAGCAUUAAAGUAUGUCCGCAAAAUGUGAAUUAAAAAUAUUUAAAUUAAGUUAAAUUUUUUGCGGAUCAUCACGCAUAGUGUAUUUAUAUGCAAUAAUCUUGUUUCGUUUGUGUGCUUUCUGCAGUCUAACAAUAGCUUCUUGGCAGGUUGAACGUCUUUUCCUAGAACUCGUGCUUGAAGUUGGAGACAUUUUGUUAAAAAGGUUUUCUUAUCUUUCUUUGCCUUGGCAAAGACUUGUGUUCCUGGUACCAUCAGUUUAUUUUUUUUUCAGCUUUCCUUGCAGUUGUUUCUGUCAUACCUUUUUGAGCUUAAUACGAUUGUGUCUCUGUAGAAAAAGAAAACCACCCAUCUAACGGUGUAAAGGUUUCUUAAUGAAGUGAAAAAUAAAUUGAGGAACUUGUGGCAUUAAGCAAGAGGUUAAAAGGAGUGUUUCUGUUCUGUUGCUCAACAUCUUGUUAAUAUCAGGAAGGAUAUUCACAAAGAUAAUGCUUCCUACACGAGGUCACAUUAACGGGAGGCAAACAUGGAUCUGGGGUAGAACUGUAUGCUUGAAAUGGCUUUUCAUACUGCGUUGGAAUUUUUUUUCUUUCUCUCGCAUGGAUCUGCACCUUUAUAUCUCAAAUAUGUCAAAUGUAAUCGCAAAGAAAUCAGAAGAUAUUGCAGUUUACUGUUAGGAUGACAAGUGUUUGCAAUUGAAUGCAAUAAAUAAACAAAGCAUCAUGAACAAUA
Sander lucioperca (pikeperch) is the source of this 2265-nucleotide messenger RNA. Its product is annotated as keratin, type II cytoskeletal 8-like. The transcript is spliced from 9 exons. The record is from RefSeq and is a predicted model, not a curated record. Gene Ontology annotation, cellular component: keratin filament. Lineage: Eukaryota; Metazoa; Chordata; Actinopteri; Perciformes; Percidae. The coding region runs from base 374 to 1513 and encodes 379 amino acids.